Protomyces lactucae-debilis is the source of this 1299-nucleotide messenger RNA. RefSeq lists its product as uncharacterized. NCBI's taxonomy places the organism in Eukaryota, Fungi, Ascomycota, Taphrinomycetes, Taphrinales, Protomycetaceae. Gene Ontology annotation, cellular component: RNA polymerase II transcription regulator complex. Gene Ontology annotation, molecular function: DNA-binding transcription activator activity, RNA polymerase II-specific; transcription cis-regulatory region binding. The record is from RefSeq and is a predicted model, not a curated record. The coding region runs from base 1 to 1299 and encodes 432 amino acids. The transcript has a single exon.
AUGAGCGACGCAGCCGCCUACCAAUAUGCGCAACUCGCCGCCUCCUUUGGCUUAGAUCUCCUACCACAGACUACCACCAAUGAGCAGCUAUACGGUCAGGCGUAUGUGAAGCAGGAGGGUAAUGGCAAUGAGAGCAGCAGUGGCGAUGAUCGCACUCAGCACCCAACGGGCGAUGGCGCUGAACGUGCGGCGAAACGGACUGCGCUCGGUGAUGCUGCUACGACAGAUACUACAACAACUGCGUCAGAGAAGAAGAAGCCAGGGAGAAAGCCCAUUACAGAUCAACCCACCACCAAACGAAAAGCACAGAAUCGUGCUGCUCAGCGUGCCUUUAGGGAGCGCAAGGAGAAUCACGUCAAGCAGCUCGAAGACCGUAUCGCAGAGUUGGAGCAAACAACCUCGACGCAGCAGCAGGAAAACUCAUACUUGAAGCAGCAGCUGCAACGGUUCAGGCAGGAUGGUGCAUCGCAUCGUUCGGUAGAGGCUUCACCCUUGCAGCAGACGUUUGAUCCUGUGCAAUCACGGCCAUUCACGUUCAACAUGGCAGCCUAUCCCUCACCUGCAUCAAACACCCGUCGCGAGUCGACAAACUCACAAGCACACGAAUCACCGCGUGAUUGUCCGGGUCUCUCACCUGGUGUCUCUAGCACAGGCACCUCCCCUCAAACUGUUUCUGAGACGGACUUUUUCAAUCCUGCCGCCAUGCCACUUUUCGAUCGAGACCCCUUGUUGGCACCACGGGAGCCUGCCGUCUUGCCUGUCAUGAUGGCAGCAUCGCCAGAAUUGUCCUUUGGCAAUCUAGCAACGAGUGCUGAUUUGGGAUUCUUUAAUGGGCAGCAGCAACCACAGAAAGCCCCGUCUGAGGAACCGAUGCUCUUUACCGACAAGCACUCCUUUGCACCGUCUGCCAUGGCGUACCGCGGUGGCGAGGAUUCCUUUGAUGCGCUCGACUUGUUUGAUGACCAACUCUUGUUUGGCGCAACAGGCGACGUCAACCAUUCAGCAGACUUGUUCAAUGGCCUUGACGACUUGCCGGACGUGGCUCCCGCUACGGAUGUGGCAGCGCAGGAAGGGGGUGUGCUCACUUGCCCGGAAGCCUGGAGCAAGAUUGUCUCGCACCCAAAGUUCGAGUCCUUUGAUCUCGACCAGCUCUGUGCGGAUAUGCGCUCCAAGGCUGUAUGUUCAGCGAGCAAGACACAACUUCAUGCGCAGGAUGCUGAAUCAUCGCUGGAUCUCUACCAGAAACGGAUGGCAUUGCUGGACGGUGCUCUCGAAGCGCAUGCCAAUCGUUCGCUAUAA